Messenger RNA from Zootoca vivipara (common lizard), 2199 nucleotides. It is a transcript of the gene NT5C1B, whose product is annotated as 5'-nucleotidase, cytosolic IB. Gene Ontology annotation, biological process: nucleotide metabolic process; adenosine metabolic process. The record is from RefSeq and is a predicted model, not a curated record. NCBI's taxonomy places the organism in Eukaryota, Metazoa, Chordata, Lepidosauria, Squamata, Lacertidae. Gene Ontology annotation, molecular function: nucleotide binding; magnesium ion binding; 5'-nucleotidase activity. Gene Ontology annotation, cellular component: cytosol; cytoplasm.
AGGCACCAGCGCUCCGAGGCGCAGCCCGGCUUCCUCCUCCCGUCUUCCCCGCCCUGUGCCUGGGGGCAAAGGGUGUGGCGGAGAGAGGCGCGGACGGGCGUGCCGAGAAGACGGGAAACGACGGGGCCCGAGGCAGGGGUGGGCAUGCCCUUUUUUUCCACCUCUAGCUGGAGCAGUUGCGGGGCGUCCGAGGGGUGCCUGGCGCUCUGCGAAGCUUCACUGCCCUUGCGGGUGGCCUUUCGGCCGGCUGCGCGCCGUCGAACCCCAGCCAUCGGCGCCAGGCCGGAGGAUGAGCGGCUGCAACCCGGACAAAGAGGACGAGCAGCGCGGCUCCUCCGGCUGCAAAAUGGAGCUUCUCUCCGAGGAGGAAGUGGCCGUCGCCGAGCAAGACUGGGAAGCGGCCAAGGCUGCCUACGAAAGCCUCGCCUCCACUAAGAGACCCCGGCCCCCCAAACCCCAAAACGCCAUCACCAUCGCUGUUUCCUCCCGGGCUCUCUUCGAUAUGGUGGAAGAGAGGAAAAUCUAUGAAGAGCAAGGCGUGGAAAAGUAUGUGGAGUAUCAGCAGGCGAACGAGAACGUCACCCUGAAGCCCGGCCCAGCUUUUGCCUUGGUGAAGGCAGUUGAGUUGGUGAACGCCCGACUCCGUGAGCUGUAUCCAGACGAUGAAGAGCUGUUUGAUAUUGUGCUUAUGACUAAUAACCAUGCUCAGGUCGGGGUCAGACUUAUCAACAGCAUUAACCAUUACGGCCUGCUAAUUGAAAGGUUCUGUAUGACUGGAGGGAAGUCUCCCAUCGGGUACCUAAAAGCAUACCUUACGAAUCUGUACCUUUCUGCUGACUCCGAAAAAGUUCAAGAAGCCAUAGAAGAAGGAAUUGCUGCAGCCACAUUGUUCACUGGGAAUAAAAACGUCCCUUACGAUGACAAGCAACUCCGAGUAGCCUUUGAUGGAGACGCCGUUCUGUUUUCUGAUGAGUCUGAAAUAAUUGUGAAAGAACAUGGCCUGGAUAGGUUUUUUGAGCAUGAGCAACUAAAUGAGAAUAAGCCUCUGGCCCAGGGUCCUUUGAAAGGUUUCCUGGAAGAUCUUGGACGACUCCAGAAGAAGUUCUACGCUAAGAACGAACGGCUGGAUUCGCCAAUCAGAACGUAUCUGGUGACUGCCAGAAGUGCCGCCAGUUCUGGGGCCAGAGUGCUGAAGACUCUCCGCAGCUGGGGAGUGCAGAUUGAUGAAGCCCUCUUCCUCGCAGGGGCACCUAAGGGACCAGUCCUGGCCAAAAUCAGACCUCAUAUUUUCUUUGAUGAUCAGAUGUUUCACAUAGAGGGAGCACGGCAGCUGGGUACAAUUGCUGCGCACGUGCCAUAUGGCAUUGGGCAGAAGUACCACAAGUCUAAGCUGAAAGACAGCCCUGCCAAAAAUUAAGUUGUUUUUUUAGCUUAGCCUUGAAUGCUGUUGAGUCUGAAAUUUCCAUUCUUGGACGUUUAUCAAGGUUUAUAUUUAAGUGUGACCUCCAGUUUCCUGAUCUAUUUUUAGAGGAGAUAUAUAUAUAUAUUUACUAUAAAUAUAUAUUUUGGUGAAAGUUGAAAUACUUGCAUAUACGCUCCUUAAACAGAUUGGGUUUUAGUCGACUUUUCUAACUUGGGCUCUUUGGCUGUUGAGAAAUAUUAGCAUUGUAAUACUUAAAUCAUUCCCUCUGCUCUACAGAACCGUGAACGUAGCAGAAGACCACGCAUUCGUUGCUGUGUCUUGAUGAAUAACCAGUGCCUAGUGCACACUUUGCACACAAGCUAUGAAAAUACGGAGUUUUGUACUGCUUUAUUCGACAGUCUGUUGGCCCAUGUGCACACCAGCUAGACUGCAGGAUCGAAGUCAGUAGAAUGCAAUCCGAAUGAAAGCAAUAGUUUCCAUUGAUUGGAAUGGGAUACAAAUAGCACUCCCUUCAUUUAGUAAUUCUGAAUACAGGCCCACUGCAUUAUCUAGAACUGGAGCUGUGCUGCAUUAUCAUGCACACAGACACCUGCUACUACAAACACCAAAGCGGCGGUAUAUAUAACUCUUAAUGGCGGUCAGUAGAUCGGGCCCUGCCUUCUAUCUAGUGCGUCACAUGGUUUAUGCUUUGUGAAAGUGGUAUAAACCAAUUAGUAAAUGUCUUCUUUUUUAAAACUACUUGUCUGGUUUAAUAAAAGCAGGUUUUAGAGACUUAA